Messenger RNA from Crotalus tigris (Tiger rattlesnake), 928 nucleotides. It is a transcript of the gene MRPS23, whose product is annotated as mitochondrial ribosomal protein S23. The coding region runs from base 106 to 717 and encodes 203 amino acids. The record is from RefSeq and is a predicted model, not a curated record. Gene Ontology annotation, molecular function: structural constituent of ribosome. Gene Ontology annotation, cellular component: ribosome; mitochondrion. Lineage: Eukaryota; Metazoa; Chordata; Lepidosauria; Squamata; Viperidae. The transcript is spliced from 6 exons. Gene Ontology annotation, biological process: translation.
UUCUAGUCUCGCGAGAUCUCUUGGUUUCCGUUUCCGUGACCCGAGGUUGCUAAGGACCGCUUUCAGUUGCCAAGAGAGGCCUAGUUAGGCCUAGUUUAAGACGCAAUGGCGGAGAGCCGGUUGGAGAAGUUGGGAACAAUCUUUACCCGGGUGCAGAACUUGCUCCGGUCUGGAGCAAUUCGUGAAUCCCAGAAACCUAUCUGGUAUGAUGUUUACGCUGCUUUCCCUCCCUUGCGGGAGCCCACUUAUCGCAAUAUUCGCCCGUUGGUGGGAAAGAUAAAAGAUACAGUGCCCCCCAUUCUAUACCCGGAGGAUCAGAUCCGAGCGAAAUUUUAUGAAGUCUAUGGAGCUGGUUCAGGUAUAUUUGAACUGGCAAGAUCAAAUUAUAAAUCUCCCUGUCAAAGGUUCGUUGAGAAAUACAAUGAAUUGAAGAACAAGGAGGGAGAAAUGGACGAAGACCUAUUAUUUGCAGAAACAGGGAAAGCGCUUUUGGCAGAGGGCCUGGUUUUAUCAAGAAAGGGCAAAAAAUUCUUUUACUCUCUUGAUGAUAUCCUACACUUCUGCUUGUUCUCUAAUGAGGUUGCUCCAAGGCCUCCAUCAACCAUGCCUGUAUUAGAGCUUCAAGGCCUAUUGCAGGACAAGGAGGACGGCACAGAAAAUCCGGAGCCAAAAACAGAGCCCAGCGAAAAGCCAAUGGAAGAACCCUUUCCCUCCUAAAAACUAUGUGAUUCUGUUUAAACCAGUUUUUAUUGACGGCAUGACCCUUUGAUAGAAAGACUCUUCCUAAAGUUCUGGUUUUCUCCUUGUUAGGAAUGCUUGAACGGACUGCAGAAAAAUCACAAGAACUUUCUUAGGGCAAGUCAUGUUCCCCAAAGUGUACAUUUCAACAAACAGUGGAUUUGAUUAUUAAAAUCAUUCUCUGGAAACA